This is a messenger RNA of Siniperca chuatsi (mandarin fish), 5766 nucleotides long. RefSeq names its product trafficking kinesin-binding protein 1-like. Gene Ontology annotation, biological process: endosome to lysosome transport; neurogenesis; anterograde axonal transport of mitochondrion. Gene Ontology annotation, cellular component: dendrite. Lineage: Eukaryota; Metazoa; Chordata; Actinopteri; Centrarchiformes; Sinipercidae. Gene Ontology annotation, molecular function: GABA receptor binding. The record is from RefSeq and is a predicted model, not a curated record. The coding region runs from base 464 to 3016 and encodes 850 amino acids. The transcript has 19 exons.
CAAGCUGGCCUCCCCAGCCCCCUCCCUGCCCCCGGACCCAGACCUGGACCCGGACCCGGACCCUGAGCCCGACCAGUGGCACACCCACGAAGAGCAGUAUGUGAGCGAGGGCGAGUUCAGCCAGCAUGACACACACCCGGCGCCGCCCGACUGCAGGGAUGCCGAGACCAUCACAGUAUUGGUGUCGGCAUUCAACAACCCAACACAACAAGGUCUUAUUGGGGAAUGGGCUGAGACUGAGGAUGUGUGCAACAGUACUGACCUGCCAGAGUUUGAGAUCAUCAGUCUUCUAGAGGAGCAGCUGCCGGUGUACCGGUUGCGGGCUGACACCGUCUACGGCUACGACCACGAUGACUGGCUGCACACUCCCCUCGUCGCACCGGAGGCCAGGCUCGACCUGACCACCGAGCAGAUCGAAGAGACCCUCAAAUACUUCUUGCUAUGUGCAGACAGAGUAGGCCAGAUGACGAAGACCUACAAUGACAUCGAUGCUGUCACACGUCUGUUGGAGGAGAAAGAGAGAGAUUUGGAGUUGGCUGCAAGAAUUGGCCAGUCGCUUCUUAAGAAGAACAGAACUCUGACGCAGCAGAAUGACUAUCUGGAGGAGCGAGUGGCACAAAUCACAGAAGAGGUGGCCCAGCUGCACCAUGAGCUGAACCUGAAGGAUGAGCUGCUGCAGUUUUACACUAAUGCAGUUGAGGACAGCGAGGAUGAGUCCAGCAGCUCCCCGACGGGUAAGAAAAGUAAAGUGGAAACAGCUUCAGAAGGCUUUUUGAGCGACACUCUCCAGAGGAAACUCAAAGAUCUGGAAGAAGAGAACCUGUCGCUCCGCUCAGAGGCUAACCAGCUGAAGUCAGAGACUGAAACAUAUGAGGAAAAGGAGCAGCAGCUUGUCAAUGAUUGUGUGAAAGAACUCAGGUUGUCCAGUCUCCAAAUCUCUGCCAUAGCGGAGGAAUUGGCUCGUAAGACUGAGGAUGCUUCCCGACAGCAAGAAGAGAUCACACACCUCCUCUCUCAGAUAGUAGAUCUGCAAAAGAAAGCCAAAUCUUAUGCGGUGGAGAAUGAGGAGCUUUCUCAGCACCUGGUGGCAGCUAAAGAUGCCCAAAGGCAGCUUACAGCAGAGCUCCAGGAGUUGGAGGAGAAGUAUUCAGAGUGUAUAGAGAUGCUGCAUGAAGCACAGGAGGAGCUGAAGAACCUAAGGAACAGGAACUACCCUGCAGGAACCCCUCGACGCUACCAUCCCUUGGGACUGUACCCCAUGGAUUCUCUGGCAGCUGAGAUUGAGGGAACAAUGAGGAAGGAGUUGAGUCUGGAUGACCCUGAGUGCGAGGAACAGAAAAGCCAUCAGAAGCGUGUGUUUGAGACGGUUAAGAACGUCAACCAGACAGUCCGUCAGCGUUCUCUGACUCCAACCAAUGCCAACAUCCCGGGCUCCAACCAGUCUCUGUCAGCUCGUACAUCACCCCAGUCCAGCGGCCUCUCCACACCUCACUCCAGCAUGUAUGGAGGUGACAUCAGCGGAGACAGUAUUGCCCUUGACAACCGAACGCAGAGCAUCCUGAUGGAGACGGCAUCCAAUCAGGAUAGCAGCACAGAGGGCCGAGAGAAGAAGGCCAGCGGAGCUGAGGACCUGCGGCUCGCCCUGCGCCGUCUGUCUCUGCGUCGACAAAACAACCUGAGCGAGAGGCGCUUCUUUGAAGAGGAGAGGGUUUGGAGACGGGGAGGACAUGGAGGUCUACAUGAUGCCCUGGGCCAGGAGAGUGUGAUGACUCCCUCAGAAAGCAUCAUGUCCCUUGGGAACCUCCACAUUUGGGCCUCACGAGGGCCCUACCUCCCUGACAAACUCCAGAUCGUCAAACCGCUUGAAGGCUCUGCCACCCUGCAUCACUGGCAGCAGUUAGCCCAGCCUCACCUCGGUGUGAUUCUGGACGCCAGGCCAGGAGUCGUGCCAAAGGGCUACAGACCCCUGGAACUAGAGCUGGAGCAGGUAUAUCCAUGGGGUGGCUUUGAGGAGGAAGACCCAGGGGAGCAAUACUUCCAGAAUCUGCCCACCUCCUCAGCCUCUGCCUCACCAGCCGUGCCCUCCACCUCCAGCACCACCGGUGACACCAACCUCGGGCAGCCUCCACCCAGCAUCGCUCCACCUUCUCCACCCUCUCCAUCCCCAUCGCCGCAUCUCAGCAACACUGAUGUCCUGGCUGCAUACUACCCAGGUAAAUGUAUGGCCCACACCAGCUCAACCUACACCUUCACAACCUGUCGGAUCCUCCACCCAACUGAUGAGCAGACACGGGUCACGCCAAGUCUAAACCCAGUCCCAGCGUCGUCCUCCUGUGUGAUGACCAGCACUCUGUUGGGCACUCCUGCUGCUACACCCUGCACACCCCGCAGGCUCAGUCUCAGGCCGUCCGAAUCCUCAACUAACCUCAGAGAUGCAACACGCACAACCAGCACCUCCCUGGGGUUAGUGCGCCUUCUCCAAGAGAGAGGGAUCUCAGCAGCUGUGUAUCACCAGAGCCAUGGCCUGGAUCACGGUCAGGGCAAUGGAGGAGUCUUAUUCAGCACCUCCAUCGCUCCUAACCGAGCGCCCGACCAACGACCCUCAACACCUCCUAACUCGCCCACAGGACAGGGAGCUUCAGCUGUGCCAACCCCCGCGGGCUUCGACUUCAAGAGCCCUUCCUACGACAACUUCCUGGCCUCUAAACCGGCCCGCUCUAUUCUGAAGGAGGUGACAGGGAGGAUGAGGGGAAGGCAGAGAGGGAGGGAUUGUGAAAGCCAGACGGACGUUAGCGUAACUGUCCACAACCUCAACCUGCUGGACAAGGUGAAGCGCCUGGGUGUGGCUGGAGCUCCAGGGGGCAGAGCAAUGAGUCCCAGCCCUAUCCUGGGGCCUCUGGGUGGGCUGCGCAGAUCCGGCUCUCCUUUUGGGCCCGAUGGAAUGAGGAGGAACCGGAGUUAUCCAGCCAUGGUUGGGGCCAGCAUGGCCAUGAAAGCCCCGGGGCCCCAGGAGUAGUCUGGACUACUGCAGGCCAUUAGGAUAGCCAAGUAGGAGCCAGGCAGGGCCAAAGGCUGACUGUUGAGCAGUCACCUGGAGCCCAAACACUGACUGACACUGUUCAUACUGUACAUUGUGGCACUACUGACCAGUUUCUAAUCACUACUGUGGUUCCACAUGGACACUAUCCACUCUUUAGUGCUUUUAGGUGGUGACUCAUGCUUGAGAAUAACUUAAAGGGUUGGUUCACCCAAAAUACAAAAACCUCCUCUGAUAUGUAGCCACGCAGAUAGUUUUGGAUUUAUGUGCCUGUAUUAUGAGAUAUCUCUGAAAUAGUCUCAGAGGUUUCUCAUUACAACAGAGAUGAAAGGAAUUUCAUUUUUGUUUUUCAGAGCAUUGAACAAUUACUUUUAAAAUGUUCAACUUGUCUUUCCAGAAAGUGUCCCUGUUACACUGGAUAAUCCACAGGCCUCACUGUGAACAGUUUUCAUUAGAAUUACUUUCUACCAAUUUAUAGAAAAGUUCAUCAUUUUGGGAAAUAAUGCUUACUUUGUGGGAGUUAGAUGAGAAGAGCCACCCUCAUGUUUGUCUGUUAAAGUUCCCCUCCAGACACAUUUUAAAGUAUGUAAAACCACCUGUGUGUUAGGUUGACCGUUGCCGGUGAGAGCAUGGGUGUGGGUGAGAGACAUACAUCCAUGGUGAGAGAGAGGUGCGUGUCAGGAUGGCUAGAGUUAGAGGAAACAUUGGAGAGAUUCAGCCAUACAUGUUUGGGCCUCAGUCAGACCCAGAUGAGGAAUCUGUUGUGCACCAAAAUCAGAUAUAUCAGAAUGGUAAAUAUAGUUAGGGUUAGGGUUUUUAUUUGUUGUUGUUAUAUGUUGUAUGUUGUUAGCUUGUUAGCUUGUAACUGGCAAUGGCUGAAACAGCGUUAGUGGUUGUGAAACAUACAAUAAUAUCUGCUAAGAUGUUACAGUGUGUUCACAUUGUUAUUACAUAAUGUUAGUAGUUAGUGGAAGGAAGCUCCAGGGUCCGGUUUACAUCCAAAAACUGCACACUCUACCAUGUUUGCUGUCAAACUGUUCACUAUGUUAGCUAAGUGCAAACUCUCACUCUCUGUACUGACAAGUCCGCUCUGCGCUGGAGGUGACAGGUCUCUUUGCCGGUGGCAUUGUGACUGGCUUUCGGAUUUGUGACAUCCCACAUCUAGCUUGCCCGGAGUACGUUUCAAUCUCAGAUUUAGGGAAGUUUACAGACAUCUCCCCCUUCAGUAGAGAAAUGUGAAAACACCUCUAGAGUUGCUUGUAGGUAGAUUUUUGAACUUUGUAGAGAGCCAGGCUAGCUGUUUCCCCGUUUCAAUCUUUAAGCUAAUUGUUGGAUUACCAUUAAAUUUGGUACAGACAUUCAUGCCACCUUUAGGAUGAAUUUGAAUAACUUUGGUGAUCCUCUGACUUUUCCUCUAGGGCCAUCAGGUCAGAAUUUUAUUUUGUCCAAUGCUUUUUCCCCCCAAAUACUUGUAAAAUUAAAAACAUUCCCAUUAGCCUUAGCAGUACUUUGGUGUUAGUGCUAAUUAGCAAAUCUUGCAUUCUAACACGCUAAACUAAGAUGGUGAACAUGUACCAGCUAAACAAUCAGCAUGUUCAUUGUCAUUGUUAGCUAGCUGAUGUUAGUAUUUAGCUCAAAGCACCACUCACAGAGCCACUGUACUGUAGACUCUGUUUGCUUUGUUAGUUUUGAUGCAGAUAUCUAAAAAUCUGGUCACAUAAAAUCAAUUUUAUGUACUUCAAUUUUUUGUAAUUGGGUGAACUGACCCAUUAAAAGCUGAAUCUCUUGAAAGAGAGAUAUUAAGAUAUCUGUCUGGUAAAAAUCCACCCACCGCUGUCCACUCACAUCCCUUGCUUUGGAGACUGACUCUGCUGGCUAGAUGUAGUACUCCCACUCUUGCCUUUUCUGAAACACAUCCACAAAAUCCCACACACAUCCAGACAUACACAGGUGCACUCAGUUAAAUCUGCCAUCCCACUAGUUGGCUAUUUGUAGUCGCUGUAGCAUUACACCAUGCCUUUCUUCUUCUCUAUUAUUGGAUUAAGAUCCACCUUUUAAAAAUGAUUUAAAAAAAUUACACCAAAUACGCUACAUGAAAAUAUGCCAUCCUUACCCUCACUCUCUCCCCUCAGUCUUACCCCUACCUAAAUCCCUCCUGAAGUGAUUAGGUGUGAGUCUGACAAGUCACUUUCAACAAAUCAUUAAAUAGAUUUUAUGUCAGUAUUAAAGAUACUUUGGUUUAGUUUCCUAAUUGGCUAUUAGACAGGGAAGUUGAUGGUGCUUCCACUGAACUGGACGGAUCGAUACGCUGAAGCCGCAGCUCACAAAGAGAACGGAGAGAGGGAGGAGGAAAGUGAUUCUGGCUAAUCAGCGGUCGUGGUCGGAAGCUUUCGGAGAAAUGAAGCAACAUAGUGCCUCGACCAUUUGUUUUUGAUGAUAUAUGUUCUUCAUGUGUUGGAUUAAAGGUGUGAAAGAGCUUUCACAGCCAUUAUUGCACUUGUUCAUUUAUUUUCAAAUCCUAUGAAUUUAAACAAAUAAAAAUGAUGUUGUCUCACAUGUGCUCACUGUAUAUACUGUUCAUUGUCACUAACUUAUCAGUAAUGAUGACAUGCUUAUAAAUGACUCUCUAUGUGUAGUGCAUAACCAGGAACUACAUAUCACUGCAAGUAUUGGGGUGAGCAUGUAAUAAGGGUUUUUUUCCAAAUAAAAAUUCAAUAAUCAAACCAUAA